AUGGUCGUAGCUAAUGAAUCCUGGCUCAAAAGAGCCGAUCUGACUCCAACCAAACUGCUGUUCUACGCCAUCUUCUGGGUGGCUCAUUUUGGCGUUUUCGCUCUUGGAUGGUAUCUUCAAGUAAUAAACACCCAGCUUGCUGGGUUGAAUGUGCUCAAGUACUCUGUCUGGAUCUCCAGAGGCGCAGGCCUUGUUCUGUCUGUAGACGCAACUUUGAUCCUCCUUCCCAUGUGCCGGAAUGUUCUCCGAUGGCUUCGACCUCAAAUCAGGUGGUUACCGCUUGACGAGUCUGCAUGGUUUCAUCGCCAGAUUGCGUAUGGUCUCUUGGUGUUUUCUGCGAUUCAUACUGGCGCCCAUUACGUGAACUUCUACAACAUUGAAAAGAGCCAGAUCCGUCCUGAGCUGGCCGUGCAAAUUCACUAUACUCAAGCCGCCGGUAUUACAGGCCAUGUAAUGCUAUUGUGCAUGAUGUUGAUGUAUACCACAGCUCAUCACCGCAUCCGACAGCAGGCGUAUGAAACUUUCUGGUAUACACACCACCUGUUCGUACCAUUCUUGCUGGCUCUGUAUACCCAUGCCACGGGAUGCUUUGUUCGAGAUACAGCAGACCCAAUUUCUCCAUUUGCAGGAAGUCGAUUCUGGGGCCACUGUCUCGGCUACGAAGGAUGGCGAUGGGAGCUUGUGGCAGCCGCCUUGUAUCUCUUCGAGCGGCUGUAUCGCGAGAUUCGAUCUCGUCGGGAGACGGAAAUUACCAAGGUUAUUCGUCAUCCCUAUGCUGCGAUGGAGAUUCAGUUCCGCAAGCCGAGCAUGAAGUACAAAGCUGGUCAAUGGUUGUUUCUCCAGGUCCCCGACGUGUCCAGUAAUCAGUGGCACCCAUUCACUAUCACCUCCUGUCCGUUCGAUCCAUACAUUAGUGUUCACGUUCGUCAAGUCGGCGACUUCACUCGUGCCCUCGGAGACGCUCUUGGAUGCGGUCCUGCGCAGGCAAAGGACCUUGAAGGUCUUGACCCUCUCGGCAUGUACGAAGUUGCCCUGCAGAACGGGCAAAUGAUGCCCAAGUUACGCAUUGACGGACCCUACGGUGCUCCAGCAGAGGAUGUUUUUGAAAAUGAAAUUGCCGUUCUUAUCGGAACUGGCAUUGGUGUCACGCCGUGGGCUUCCAUCUUGAAGAAUAUCUGGCAUCUACGCUCUAGCCCGAACCCGCCUCGUCGUCUCAGACGUGUCGAGUUCAUCUGGAUUUGCAAGGAUACGUCGUCCUUUGAAUGGUUCCAGGCUCUUCUGUCUUCAUUGGAAGCCCAAUCUGCCAAUGCAGCUGCUUACGAAGGCAGCACUGAGUUCUUGCGGAUUCAUACCUAUCUCACCCAGCGCCUUGACGAUGACACUGCCGCGAAUAUCUACCUCAACUCUGUCGGUCAAGCUCUAGACCCUCUCACUGAAUUGAAAUCUCAGACGAACUUUGGCCGACCGGACUUCAAGCGUCUUUUCACUGCUAUGCGUCUUGGCUUGCUCAAUCAGACUUAUAUCCAAGGUCUCCAAACGGCUUCUACCACGGAGAUUGGAGUGUACUUCUGUGGACCGAACACAGUCGCUCGGCAGAUUAGUGAUGCGGCAAAGUGUGCAUCGACGAAGGCAGUUCGCUUCAAGUUUUGGAAGGAGCACUUCUAG
Messenger RNA from Penicillium subrubescens, 1665 nucleotides. RefSeq names its product putative NADPH oxidase (NoxA). Lineage: Eukaryota; Fungi; Ascomycota; Eurotiomycetes; Eurotiales; Aspergillaceae. Gene Ontology annotation, cellular component: NADPH oxidase complex; plasma membrane. The record is from RefSeq and is a predicted model, not a curated record. The transcript is spliced from 4 exons. Gene Ontology annotation, biological process: superoxide anion generation; defense response. The coding region runs from base 1 to 1665 and encodes 554 amino acids. Gene Ontology annotation, molecular function: superoxide-generating NAD(P)H oxidase activity.